AUGAACGGGGCAGACACACGGACAUACGCUGAAUCGCAUACGACGGGCCAGCUGCCUACGCCAACCUCAACGCCCGAACCGGACGAUCUGGCACUCCCGGGUGCCCGCCGCAACAAUGAAGCCCGGAGCGAGCAACCGCUGCACAACAUGACGAAUGGCUCCAGGGUCGAGGCGAACAGCGCAAUCAGUUCGAGCAUCACGAGCAGGAGGCCGAGCGUGCACGAAGAGGCUAUCCUCUCAGACACAAGCGAGAAGAUACGGCCUAUCAAGCGGCCUGGAGAUGCUCGGAGAAGGAGCAGCGUGUCGGAGCACGAGAAGAUUCUCAAGCUUAGUCCCCGCCAGAUCCAAGAGCUUACGAGUGAGCCUGCGAGCAUCCCAGUGCGAGCAGCGACUCCGAUUCUUGAGGACGAACUAGAAGACGUCACACCGCUCCAAGACGCGGACGGACAGGGCAAGAAUAAGCUCUUGGGCGUGGUGCUGGAGCGGCCCGUGGAGCUGAAUGGCGACACCAGAAAAGAGAAAGGCUCGGGAGGGCGGGAUGCACCACGGGAGAAGGAGGUCGUCCUUAUCAAAACAUCUGCAACUGAAUUGCGAAAUGGCCGGCCUGUCCUCAGCUCACGAUCCGUCACUACGCCCUCGCUCACACGGAGGACGACGUCCAGGUCGCGGUCACGCACACAUACCCAGACCCAAGAAACAGAGGACCGGAGGCACGGCAGACAUGUUCCUCCGCCGUUGAGUCUGGACCACCGAGAUGGCACAUCAAAGGGCCACGACCGACACAAAGAGACGCGCGAGAUGCGGGAGCAGGUUUCGCCGACGCCAAUUGCUCUCCCGCUGCCGCCAAUGUCGAUGCCUACUUUUCUCUCGCUAGAACUUUCUGCAAGCCGCCCCUCUCCGCUGUACAUAUACCGUCCAGCGACGACAGACUUUCCUUAUGAAUCGUCCGAGAUCAAGUACGAGCGGUUGCUCAACUUCCUGAGGAUACCGCUGAAAAUUGAGGGCAUAUUGGGUUUUGGCGCUCUGGCUUGUCUCGAUGCAUGGAUGCACGUUCUGACGAUCCUCCCCCUCCGCUUCCUGCUUGCUGUCCUCAUCUUGGUCAAAUGGUGGGGCUCCGUCAUUGUCAAAGAAUUCCGUGAUCUCUGGGCUUUUGUCUAUGAUGGCCUUCCUCGCUUUUGGCAGCGCAGGAAGCAGACCGACGUCCCCACGCCUCUACCAACGCCCGCCGACGAGGCGGCUCCGUCAAUGUCGCGUAAAACGUCGUCCUCGACUGUUCCUCCAGUCAGUGCUACAGCCAGGCAGAGUCCGCACGUGUCGACAACCUUCAAGUUUCCAGACAUGAAUGAGCUCAGAGUGCGCCGGCCUCGUAACUCUCGAUUUCGUCAUCGGCGCACCAAGUCUACGCCAUCAACGCUGCAACCAAGUCAUAAAGCAGACAUACUGAAAGGUCUCCUAGUCAUCGCCAGCUGCUUUGUCUUAAUGCGGUUCGAUGCCAGUCGCAUGUAUCAUGGCAUUCGUGGCCAGUCAGCGAUCAAGCUCUAUGUCAUCUACAACGUUCUCGAGGUAUGUGACCGCCUGCUCUCGGCUGUUGGUCAGGAUGUGUUGGAGUGUCUCUUUUCUCGUGAGACCCUGGAUCGCAAUCCCGACGGUAGAAGCAAGGUUCUCCGGCCACUCGGAAUGUUUGCCCUCGCACUUGUAUACACUGUUGCCCAUGCUACAGCGCUGUUCUACCAGGUCAUCACUCUAAACGUGGCCGUCAACUCCUACUCGAACGCACUACUGACACUGCUCAUGUCCAAUCAAUUUGUGGAAAUCAAGGGCACCGUGUUCAAGAAGUUUGAGAAAGAGAACCUUUUCCAGAUCACCUGUGCAGAUAUUGUAGAACGCUUCCAGCUCUGGCUCAUGCUUCUCAUUAUUGCAAUGCGCAAUGUCGUUGAAGUAGGCGGCCUCAGUAUCCAGAGCAGCGAUACGUCGUGGACGGCCAUGUUUACUGGAUCUGCGAAUGCGUCCACGACUCCACUCAAGGCCUCGAGUAUCAUACCUAUGAGCUUUACCAUCUUUCCCAAGUACAUCGCCCAGGUACUCAAUCCGUUCCUACUGGUGUUGGGCAGCGAGAUGUUUGUCGACUGGCUGAAACACGCGUACAUCACCAAGUUCAACCAGUACAAACCGGAGGUAUAUAGCAAGUUCUUCGACGUGCUAGCCAAGGACUACUAUUCCAACGCCUUUGCUGAUGCAGACUUGACACGACGCCUGGGUUUGCCAGUCAUACCAUUGUCAUGCCUCUUCAUCCGUGCUGCUAUUCAGACUUAUCAUAUGUUCAUUGCCAUGCACAUGCCGCCUCCCCUCCACACAACAUCGACAUCACUCUCUUCGGACCCUGCCUCCUCCCCCACCACGACCGCAGCUCUCGCCCACAUUGACCAUGUCUUCCGCCGCGCUUUGGGUCGUUCUUCCUUUGGUGCUGGUGUUCCCUCCCAACCCUGGUAUCAUCCCCUCUCCUACACCCUCGAUGAUCUGAUCGCCGGCUCGACCAUGCUCAUCGUCUUCCUCGUUGGCUACUUUAUCUUCCUUGCUUUCAAACUUAUCCUCGGUAUGCUGCUGCUGUCCAUCAGUCGCAAGCGCUAUCACGGUAUGCAGGAGCGAGAGAAGAUGAGCGUUGAGACUGGGGGUAAGAGGAUCGGGGGCUGGGGCGUUGUUGAUGUGGACGAGGAGAAGAGGAAGAUAAUCUACGAUGAUGAUCCCGAAACGCUGAAGCGGUUGAGGGAGAGAGACGAGAAGGGUAGGAAGAAGGAGCAGGAAGAGAGGGAGAAGGGGACAAGCUUUGGACACCCCUUCAUGGAACAACUAGCGUUGAAAGAAGUUGGGAAGGAUGAGUAUGAAAUGAUAAACCUACCUCAGAAGAUGGGCAAUCCGCUGGACAUCGCAUACGGCGGCUAUGCAAUCGCCGUGGCAUGCAAAGCAGCGUCUCUCACAGUACCGGAAGGCUACCAUCUCUACUCUAUGCAAGGAAACUACCUGGGGCCAGCAUACACGGACCGGCCUCUGCGGGCCAAUGUACGGGUAGUAAGGCAGACACGGACGUUUGCGACACGACAGGUGGAAGUGAGCCAGACGACCGAUGCCGGAAAGGAAGGAAAGAAAAGAGUAUGCCUCCUCGCAACGGCGGACUUUAUGGUCGCAGAGACUUCGUCCUUGUUAUCAUACUCCCAAGCUCCCUUGAACAGCUAUCCAAACUGGAAGGAUUGCCCCACACCAUCCGUUGCGUAUUCCGGUCUUGUCGCGGAGGGGAAGAUGCCGCAGAAGAUGCUGGAUGCGCACGCAGUAGGCUUCAAUCUGCUGAACCAUCUCUACGACCAACGUCUCUGCCCCAAUGCCAUCUUUGCGCAAAACCUCUACGGCAUCGCAAAAGAGCUCCCGCAUACACAAGACGACCUCCCUCCCUCGUCGCGUACGACUGCAGAUUGGAUCCGCAGCAAGGAAGUCCUACCCAAGCCUAUCGAUCACAUCACCGCACUGACUUUCCUCAUCGACACCGCUAUUGCGUUCUUACCGCUGUCGUUCAACCAUCGCUGGUUUGACGACGUAAGUGCAGUGUCUAGUCUUGAUUUCUCGUUGAGAAUCUUUGCGAACGAGGUGGAUGUGAAUGGGUGGUUGCUCAGGGAGUUGAGGGCGCCGGUUGCAGAUCAAGGACGUAGUUUUGGCGAGGCGUGGAUAUGGGACGAGGAGGGUAAGGCGGUGGCGUGUAUGAGUCAGCAGAGUAUUCUGAGGCCGACAAAGAAGAAGGCGAAGGGGAAGUUGUGA
Alternaria burnsii is the source of this 3804-nucleotide messenger RNA. RefSeq names its product duf-domain-containing protein. Gene Ontology annotation, biological process: maintenance of protein localization in endoplasmic reticulum. The coding region runs from base 1 to 3804 and encodes 1267 amino acids. The transcript has 3 exons. The record is from RefSeq and is a predicted model, not a curated record. Gene Ontology annotation, cellular component: endoplasmic reticulum membrane. Lineage: Eukaryota; Fungi; Ascomycota; Dothideomycetes; Pleosporales; Pleosporaceae.